AAAUGUGAACGGCACAUUUUUUAUGAAAUAUUGUAUUAUAUAAAAAAAUUAGAUUUUACAUUUUAUUAGUGAUAGUUAUAAAAAAAAUAUGCCUCCAUUUCCAUUAUGCUCCACAAAAUGUGGAAGAAAUGCCAUUUUAAAGAGACCAAAAACUGGUGAUACAUUAUGUAAGGAAUGUUUUUUCUUGGCAUUUGAGACUGAGAUUCAUGAUACUAUUAUCAAUGGUAAAUUAUUUAAACCUGGUGAUAAGGUUGCUAUUGGAGCAUCAGGUGGAAAAGAUUCUACUGUAUUGGCAUAUGCUUUGAAGACUUUGAAUGAAAGAUACAAAUAUGGAUUGGAUUUAAUUCUUUUAUCUAUUGAUGAAGGAAUCACUGGAUACAGAGAUGAUAGCUUGAAAACUGUAAUGCAGAAUAGAGAUGAUUAUGGUAUUCCUCUUACAAUCUUAUCAUACAAGGAAUUAUAUGGAUGGACAAUGGAUUCUAUAGUCACAGAAAUUGGUCGUAAAAAUAACUGCACAUUUUGCGGCGUUUUUCGAAGACAGGCAUUGGACAGAGGGGCCGCAAUUUUGAACGUAGAUUGCAUUGCAACUGGUCAUAAUGCAGAUGAUAUUGCUGAAACGGUACUAAUGAAUAUCUUGAGAGGUGAUAUUGCCCGUCUACAGAGAUGUACAUCUGUUAUUACUGCUGGUGCAGAUUCUAUCAUGCGUUGUAAGCCACUGAAAUAUGCAUAUGAAAAAGAAAUUGUUAUGUAUGCAUAUUUUAAAAACCUAAUAUAUUUUUCCACGGAAUGCAUAUAUGCUCCAAAUGCUUAUAGAGGUCACGCACGAGCUUUUUUAAAAGAUUUAGAGAAAAUAAGACCUUUGUCUAUCAUAGACAUAAUACAUUCAGGUGAGCAAUUACAAGUAAAAGAUGAUGUGAAAAUGCCAGAGAGAAGAAAUUGUACUCGAUGUGGAUUUGUUUCAAGUCAAGAAAUUUGUAAAGCAUGUGUUCUUUUGGAAGGUUUGAAUAGAGGAUUGCCAAAACUCGGUAUUGGCAAAUCUAACAAAGUCAAAAAAAUAAUGAAUUUGCAUAUAGAUAAAAACAAACAGCAAAAUAUAGAUUUUUAAGAUUUUUAUAUAUAUCCAAAUAUGUACACGAGGGACAUGUACACGAACAUUCUUAUAAAGAUAUGUUCCACAUAUACAUUUUUUCAGUUGUUUAAAUUAUAGAAAAAACAUUGUACUACUACAUUUAAAAAUACAAUAAAUUUUUAAACAAAAAA
Messenger RNA from Monomorium pharaonis (pharaoh ant), 1260 nucleotides. RefSeq names its product cytoplasmic tRNA 2-thiolation protein 1 (gene Ctu1). The record is from RefSeq and is a predicted model, not a curated record. NCBI's taxonomy places the organism in Eukaryota, Metazoa, Arthropoda, Insecta, Hymenoptera, Formicidae. The transcript has 6 exons. Gene Ontology annotation, cellular component: mitochondrion; cytosolic tRNA wobble base thiouridylase complex. Gene Ontology annotation, biological process: tRNA wobble position uridine thiolation. Bases 89 to 1105 code for a protein of 338 amino acids. Gene Ontology annotation, molecular function: tRNA binding.